AUGAUGACUUACCGAAUGAUAUUUAUAUCAUUAGUGCUAUGCGCUUUGUUUGACAUAUAUCAACCACGUAAAUAUAGUUACAAACUUGUACCUAUGGGCACACUUAGAGAUCAUCCAAUAGUGAAGAAGUACCUAUUGAAACCGUCGAAAACGAAAUCAAACUCUGCAUUGUGUAAAUUACCGGAAAACGUGGGUUUAUGUCGACAAUCCAAACUACGGUUUUACUACAAUUCAAUAGCCCGUAAAUGUCAACCUUUCAUAUACACUGGUUGCCGUGGGAAUAAAAAUAAUUUUCGAUCCAUUGCUGCUUGUGAAAAAACAUACCCAUAUAAAUACUCGUCUCCUAAUCGUACUCUCCUUGCAGAAUUAUUCAUAUCAUUCUGCAGCACAGUAAUGGUAUUCGGCAAAGAACACGCAGGCGAAUGGUUGGCUAAGACUCCUAUUGCAUUUAUUGGCACUAUCUCUGAUGUUGUUCGAGACUCAUCCACUCGUUCAAUACCGCCAAUAGAUUCUUAUAAACUACGAUUUCAAAAUGUUCGAACAUUGCGCGGAUCUAUUGUAGGGACAGAGUUCGAUUAUCAACAGCGUGGUCGUACAGGAAGUUGCCUACUACGAAUUAUUCAAAAUGUUGAUGGAUUAGACGCAAUAGGAGGCGAAGAAGAAGUUCGAGAACCACUGUCUGGUUCAACUUAUCUUGCAUGUACUAAUGAUGGAGCUCAAGUGAAAGCACUCGUUGAACUAGAUAACAAUACUAUUGAAUACUUACUUCAGGCAUCUAAAUUACCAUUGGGAUGGUAUAGAAAUUCAAGUGGACAAUUAGAGAGUCCGUGGCAAUAUUCUCAUGCAAAACAUGUUAAAUGGUACAAUAAUGAACGCUUUGCUACUUUUGAAAAAUGCUCGAAAUCUGGUCGACCACUACUCACCACCACAGAUGAUAUUUCAUUUUCAUGCGAGCCAGUCAAAUCUACUCAUACAAAACAAUAUCAAAAUCCUGAUGGUGAUGGUGUAUUUAAAUUAACCGUAACCAACAAUAGUAACCAACCUGUAGAAGUUUCUGCACUAUUACGUGACAGUCGCUCGAAAAAAAUCCUUUGGGAAGAAAGUAUCUUUGUCAUUACCGAUUCCGGGAAUCAUUUUUUUCCAGCACACGGGCACGCCAACGAUGUCGAACCUACUGUUCUUCAGCCACACGAAACGAUUUCAGCUAAUUUAGAUACUUUGACUUUACAUGGGAUAUCGUGGCCUCAAGGUGGCUGGCGUUUGAGAUUGAAAUUUUGUUUGGGAAACAAGGCUUCCGAAGGAAACUAUUACUAUUUUACUGAUCAUCAUGAACCAAUUCGGAAGAAAGCAGAGAAAAAGAAGACUGCUAUUGUUGAUUAA
Messenger RNA from Adineta ricciae, 1380 nucleotides. The record is from the annotation of a GenBank genome assembly. Lineage: Eukaryota; Metazoa; Rotifera; Eurotatoria; Adinetida; Adinetidae.